Drosophila erecta is the source of this 1210-nucleotide messenger RNA. RefSeq names its product protein ABHD11. NCBI's taxonomy places the organism in Eukaryota, Metazoa, Arthropoda, Insecta, Diptera, Drosophilidae. The transcript has 5 exons. The record is from RefSeq and is a predicted model, not a curated record. The coding region runs from base 204 to 1142 and encodes 312 amino acids. Gene Ontology annotation, cellular component: mitochondrion.
CUGCAUGUAGUCGAAAAAAAAAACACCGGUCAGCUGGACUCCGUACUGUUGGCAAAAUGUUGGAAGUUAUCAAAAUUGUUGCACAUUCGUCAUAAUUACGCAACUGUUGGAAUACAACCCACGCGAAGCGCACCCCCCUCGCCGACAUACCACUGCCUAGUUGAGUUUUCCCGCCGGUGGCGUGUGUACACACUGGCCACCAAAUGCAGCGACUGACGAAAUCGUUACGUUCACUUCCAUUUCCCGCGGGAAAAAUCCUGCCUCCAGCGCCACGGGCCGCUUUGGUGGUCAGGCGGGAGUACUCCUCGGAGCUGCCGGAGCCCGUGGAACUCAGCUUCGAUGCGUACGUCGGCGAUAAUCCAGAAACGAGGCCACCACUGCUCACAUACCACGGCCUCUUUGGUUCCAAGCAGAAUUGGCGGGGAAUCAGCAAGGCUCUGGUGCGCAAAGUUUCCCGCAAGGUAUAUGCCAUGGAUGUGAGGAAUCAUGGCGAGAGUCCCCAUUCGAGUGUCCACAAUUCCAGAGCGAUGAGCGAGGAUUUGCGAUGGUUCAUGGAGCAGCGCAAUCAUCCGAGUGCCGCCUGCAUGGGACACAGCAUGGGCGGCAGGUCCAUGAUGUACUUUGCCCGGAAAUACCCCGAGUUGGUGGAGCGUUUGAUAGUGGUGGAUAUAUCGCCGAUAAGCGUGCCCCGUUCCACGGGCGAGAUGGCUGAAAUCUUCGAUGCGAUGCUCUCCCUGGACCUUUCGCCGACCUUGUCCAUGUCCGAGGGCAGGAAAAUUGCACGGGAGAAGCUGCUCAAGGCCACCGAAGACCAGACCGUCGACUUUAUCAUGCUGAAUCUUCGCAAGGAUCCUGAUACCGGGGCCUUCACUUGGGCCUGCAAUGCCCAGGUGCUUCGUGACUUCCUCACCCGCUUCGACAAGUACCAGACUCGUCUGGAGGAACUGCCGCCGUACACGGGACCCACUACGUUCAUCUGCGGCACACGAUCACCCUACAUGAGACCCGAGCAAUGGCCGAAGAUUCAGGAAAUGUUCCCCAAUUCUGAGAUCCACUGGCUGGAAGCCGGACAUCUGGUGCAUUUUGAAAAGCCCCAGGAGUUCCUAACAAUAGCCAGCGAGUUCCUGAACAGAACCGAUUAGACCAAAUUUGAUAUUUUAGCCAAUUGUACAAAGAAGUCAAUCGUAGAUCGACUUUAGCUGAAUUGAAA